This is a messenger RNA of Daldinia decipiens, 821 nucleotides long. RefSeq lists its product as uncharacterized. The record is from RefSeq and is a predicted model, not a curated record. The transcript has a single exon. Lineage: Eukaryota; Fungi; Ascomycota; Sordariomycetes; Xylariales; Hypoxylaceae. Bases 254 to 718 code for a protein of 154 amino acids.
CUGUCAGACAACUCGAUUAGGUCUGUCUACUUACACGAUAUGUGUAUUAGUUUUACAACUAUUUAAAAAGGUAUCGGUUCCGGUUGUGUGAUCCAACCAGUUUUUCUUCCUUCCGUGCUUCAUCUUUAUUAUUGAUCUUAACUGCCAGAUCUUUCCAGGGGCUACUCAGCGCAGUCGAUAGUGAGGGCGCUUACUUAGUUGAAUCCAACGUCAGCUCAUAACCAAUAUUACAAAUACCAAUACCAUAUUCGCCAUGGCAGAUUUCAGACAAGUUUUACAGAAGACAGCAAAUGCUUUUGUAGAGAAUAACACUCUCGCGGUGAAAACGAGGGACACGUCCUUGUUCUCUGCAAUUCUGACAGAGGACUGCAUUCGGAUGUAUCGACCCCUCUCCUUCAUCCAGAGGUAUUCGCAGUUCUUUAAGGCCCAGAUCACCAAUGCCGACUACGAGGCCCAGAUGCAAGUUGAGCUCCAGACCAUGAAGGACGUAUCUCAGAAGAUCACCAGGAUCGUGAUCGACACGACUGAGCGCAGGGCUACCCUGUGGAGCGAGCAGACUAUCUUAACGGCCGACGGAUCUACUAGCAAGGUCGAAGUGAUUUGGGAUCUGAAUUUCUCGGAAGAUGGGACUCGUGUCUCGCAGAUCAUGGAGUUCGUGGAUACGUAUGAGGCUACCAGGGUGCUGGAGCAGAUGUUGGCUAAAGCAGGCGCUAAAUAAUCGACGUCAAUUAUAUUUGGUUUUCAUCUAAGGUGCAACGAUGACAGGUAGUUGAUUAGCUAUUCUCGUAUGCAAUAUAAUACCUAGAUAUAGUCUGUAACUU